AUGACGUCCAUUCCUUCCACGGACGCCGAGUGGGCGAUAUUAAUCACCCGUUUCCAAGAGGUGUUGCCAGCCCGAUCCCACUUGCAUCCUGCAAUCCCAUUGGAAAUCCCAGGAAUGAUCGACCACACGCUCUUGACCGUGGGCGUCGAAGCAGACCGAGUAAACAAGAUCUGCGACGAAGCCAAAGAACAUGAAUUCGCCUCCGUCUGUGUCCGCCUGGAAAACGUUUCUCGCGCCGUUGAAAAACUCAAGGACGCGCGAAAGACAGUCGUCGCCUGCGUGGUCGGCUUUCAUGAGGGUACAUACGAAACGACUGAGAAAGUGCGGGAGGCCAAGGAGGCCGUGGCACAAGGCGCCAAGGAGCUGGAUAUGGUUAUCAACUAUCCCCUGUUGAAGCAGGGUAAAUAUACAGCGGUCUAUGAGGAUGUCUUGGCUGUUCGCGAGGCUGCGCCUCCACCGGUUAUUCUCAAGGCGAUUAUCGAAACAUCUCAACUUGAAAAGGAUGAGAUCAUUGCUGCUACUAUGAUCUGCUGCAUGGCGGAAGUGGAUUUCGUUAAGACUAGUACCGGGCUCAAGGGCGGUGGUGCUACCGUUGAAAAUGUCACCAUUAUGCGUCUUGUUGCUGAUCAUUGUGGAACAACACAGACUAAGAUCAAAGCGAGUGGAGGCAUUCGGUCUGCUAGUGACUGUGUGAACCUAAUAAAAGCUGGUGCGCACCGCAUCGGCACCAGUGCCGGCGUUUUAAUUGUGAAGGAGGUGGAUGGGGACGCGUUACCGGAGCAAGGUGUUGGUCAGUCCGCGUAUUAA
This is a messenger RNA of Penicillium atrosanguineum, 807 nucleotides long. RefSeq names its product 2-deoxyribose-5-phosphate aldolase. NCBI's taxonomy places the organism in Eukaryota, Fungi, Ascomycota, Eurotiomycetes, Eurotiales, Aspergillaceae. The record is from RefSeq and is a predicted model, not a curated record. Gene Ontology annotation, molecular function: deoxyribose-phosphate aldolase activity. Gene Ontology annotation, biological process: deoxyribonucleotide catabolic process; carbohydrate catabolic process. The coding region runs from base 1 to 807 and encodes 268 amino acids. The transcript has a single exon. Gene Ontology annotation, cellular component: cytoplasm.